CUUGUCAAUUGCCACAUGGCUUUCUCUUUUAAGGGAAAAGAAAGAUGUUAGUGGACAAAACUUGACUGAAUAAUUGAAAAAGUAUUAUAACUUGGAAAGAAAAGACAUGACUUUUAGGAGACUAAGUUGGCUAUAUAGGCCAGAGCAGAGGCUCUUGCUUCUUCAAUAAAUCUUUAGUGAUCUAUAGCAAGUGUAAGAAAAUGAAGAGCUCGGUUUUCUUUCUGUUUGUAAUAAUAACGGCAAUAUCAUAUUCAGUGAGAUUGGGUGACGCAGUAGCUGAACCGCCAGAAUACACUCUACUACAAUCAGAACCAGACUUUGAGGUCAGACUCUACAAAGAAUCCUGGUGGAUGACUGCUCUUGUGCAAGGAACUUCCUUUGAGAAGUCGACCAAAGAUGGCUUUCACAGUGGAACAAACUAUACCAUCUAUCUGCAGGUUGUAUCAAUAUAUCCAUGGAGACAACCUCAACUCUACUGGACUUCCAAUGACAGCUCCAGCGUUAAGCAAUCAUCACACUGGUUUGAAUAUUUGGUAAGGUAUUAUGUGCCUGCCAAGUAUGGGAAUGUCCCUCCUCAGCCGUCUCCAGAACUGAAUUUGCAGUUGAGACAUGGAAGAAACAGUGUGUGGCAGUAAGGAAGUUUACAGGGUUUGCCAAGGACGAUAAUGUAGAUCAACAAGUAAAAGCUCUUGCUUUGAGUAUAGGAAGACACGCACACUUCAGUGAAAAGGAAAAAGGAGUUCAAAAUGGGAGCACCACAACGCUUUACUCUAUUGCGCAGUACACUUCACCACAUCGCCUUACUGGGCGUUUGAAUGAAGUCUGGAUCAAUGUUGCAGCUGGCUUUACCGAACAAGGGUGCCCCGGCGCUCUGGGUAACAAAUAAUGAUUUGCUUUAUGUUUAGUUACAAAAUACCUUGUGGAAAUAAUAUGCCCCAUCUUUACAUGAUAUGGGGAGCUGUAUAAACUUAAGCAUUCAUAUGUUCCACGUAAAAAUCUACUUGGAGAAAUUUGAGAGAGAUUCACUUGGCAUGGGAACCUGUAUAAUAAGCUCAAAUGAAUGCCUGAGUCCCGUAAGAGCACCUAAUAAAUCAAUGCAUUAUUUAUGAGAUUAAUACAGGCGCCUUUAAAGAAUAUACAACAGUGUUAUGUUGGCUCACUGGACAGCCAAAUAAACUGUUCUAUACAGUCUGACGCCCUGGAUAAAUUACAUGAAAA
Molecule: messenger RNA, 1218 nt
Organism: Carica papaya (papaya)
Lineage: Eukaryota; Viridiplantae; Streptophyta; Magnoliopsida; Brassicales; Caricaceae
Source: RefSeq, a predicted model, not a curated record